This is a messenger RNA of Populus nigra (black poplar), 1756 nucleotides long. RefSeq names its product pumilio homolog 12-like. Lineage: Eukaryota; Viridiplantae; Streptophyta; Magnoliopsida; Malpighiales; Salicaceae. Gene Ontology annotation, molecular function: mRNA binding. Gene Ontology annotation, biological process: post-transcriptional regulation of gene expression. Gene Ontology annotation, cellular component: cytoplasm. The transcript has 5 exons. The record is from RefSeq and is a predicted model, not a curated record. The coding region runs from base 1 to 1530 and encodes 509 amino acids.
AUGGACCGUCACCACCAACAACAGCGCCUCAGAUUUCUUGCUGGAACGGGGCCUUUUUCCUCAGAGACUCCCAAUUCCCGUUCGACGGAUCAAAGCCGUGUGAGCCCUGAAACUUCUACACACAACCCCUUCCCUCUUGAAUCUUUGUUUUCAAGACUUGGUGUAUCUAAUGAUACCCAAGAUUUAUAUCCACGUUUUAAUAGCAAAAUCUUUGAUGGGUCUGUUGUGAAUUUGAACUCUUUUGAUGGUUUUGCCCUUAGUGGCGUUUACCAGGCUGGUUUCUCGACAACGCAAAACAAUGAUAUAGAUACUUUUGGGGCCACGAGGAUUCAAGAUUUUCUUCGUAAUCCAAUCAUAGCUGGGUCUAAUUCUGAUUUGAGGACUAACAGUUCUGUUUAUUGCGGCGCGUAUCAAAAUCCGGACUUUAACGACCGGAGAGGAUUAGUGCAAAGAGAAUCGAAUUAUAGGUCGAUCAAUAAUGGUUUGGUGUCUAAAAACCAGAAUUCUUUGAUCAGGAGGCCGCUUAGGUUACAAGAUUACUUGUCCUGGGAAGAUUUGAGUGGUAAGGUUGUGGCAUUGGCUAAGGAUCCGUACGGAUGUAAAUUCUUGCAAAAACUCAUUGAGAGUGCAACAAGAGAACAAAUUGAUAUGUUGUUUUACGAGGUCAUAGGCUAUGUGGGUGGGUUGAUAGUGGACCCAUUUGGGAAUUAUGUUGUACAAAAGCUUGUAGAGGUGCUUAGCGAGGAACAGAGGACUGGGAUUUUGCGAAUGUUAACUCGAACUGAUUUUCAACUUGUGAGGAUUUGUCUUGAUGUGCAUGGAACUCGGGUUGUACAAAAGUUGUUGAAUUGUAUCACGAACCCAAAGCAAGUUUCUAUAGUUGUAUCAGCUCUAAGCCAAGGUGCUGUUGCAUUGAUUACGGAUUCCAAUGGUCAUCAUGUGAUCCAGCAUUUUGUCAAGCAUUUUUCCACUGAAGACAAUAAGUAUAUUCUGAAACAGGUGGCAGAGAACUGCUUUGGGAUUGCAACCAACAAGAGCGGAUGCUGUGUGCUGCAGCGAUGUGUUGAAUAUUCUGAGGGAGAAGCCAGAGAUCGACUAUUGGCUGAGAUAAUAGCAAACGCACUACUCCUGGCAGAAGAUCAUUAUGGAAACUAUGUAGUGCAACAUAUUCUGAAAUUGAAGUCGCCGGAAAUCACAGAAAUUCUCCUAGCACAGUUUAAAGGGAGUUACAUGGCUCUUUCGUGUAAUAAGUAUGGAAGUAACGUUGUGGAAAGCUGCCUGUUGACAACGAGAGAGGAACAAUCCACACAAAUUAUCUUGGAGUUACUAAGAAAUCCACUUGCUUCUAUGCUCCUUGUGGAUCCUUUUGGAAACUUUGUUAUCCAGAAGGCACUAUCAGUAUCUCAGGGACAAGUCCAAAGAUAUUUAGUAGCUCUAAUACAAAGGAACGCCCAAAAGAUGCGCAGCAAUAUCUAUGGGCAAAAGGUGCUUGUUUGGUUGAACAAGAACAUGAGGCCGCUACAACUGUAGGCAUGUGUAAACUGAGGGAGUUGUUCUAACCAAAAUUUUCCUACAGAUCUGGGUAGUGGGCUUUAUUUUUUCGAGUUUUACCCCAUUGUUACGCUUCAUCAUGGUGAAUGGCUGUGCGAGUGUCUGUUGUUUGUUGUUGUUGUUGUUUAGGUGUCACCUGUUUUCUGGUACGUACUGUUGUAGCAUUAGAACGAAGGAAUUUGGAAGUUGUGGGGACUCUGUAACU